This is a messenger RNA of Pelobates cultripes (western spadefoot toad), 297 nucleotides long. The record is from the annotation of a GenBank genome assembly. Lineage: Eukaryota; Metazoa; Chordata; Amphibia; Anura; Pelobatidae.
GGAACAACGAAGCACGACCGGAAGAAGCACAGCCCUAAACAACUACACUAGCCGCCCAGCAUGCCCAGGCCACACGUACAACACUAAUAUGGCCACCGGCAAACAUCUACAACACACUCACCACUCCUCACACAAGGCGCUCGACAACGGACUGAGUUCACCCCCACACGACCGGAGAAACAUGAACUCCCAUCGAGAAGGAUCCAACACUGUAUGGGAACCCCCACCGGCAACCGAUAAGUGGACUGACACUGCCACACAAUGGACUCUCCCCAGAAGAAGAGAGAAAUCAAAAGC